AUGGGUUUGAUUGGAUACCGGUUACAAGAUGGUCAAAAGAAGUACUGUUUAUACGAUAGUUCAAUCCGUUCAGAUAUUCUAGCCGCCCACCCAGCUAAAUUCUCUCCCGAAGACGAAUUCUCUAAGUAUCGCAUCGAAUACAAGCAACAAACUAAACAACUAUUCAACAAUUCAGAUUCCAAUUCAGAUUAA
Nematocida homosporus is the source of this 192-nucleotide messenger RNA. RefSeq names its product H/ACA ribonucleoprotein complex subunit 3. The transcript has a single exon. The record is from RefSeq and is a predicted model, not a curated record. Gene Ontology annotation, molecular function: snoRNA binding. Bases 1 to 192 code for a protein of 63 amino acids. Lineage: Eukaryota; Fungi; Microsporidia. Gene Ontology annotation, biological process: pseudouridine synthesis; ribosome biogenesis.